Oncorhynchus kisutch (coho salmon) is the source of this 1485-nucleotide messenger RNA. RefSeq names its product gap junction beta-2 protein. The record is from RefSeq and is a predicted model, not a curated record. Gene Ontology annotation, cellular component: connexin complex. Gene Ontology annotation, biological process: gap junction-mediated intercellular transport; cell-cell signaling. Lineage: Eukaryota; Metazoa; Chordata; Actinopteri; Salmoniformes; Salmonidae. The transcript is spliced from 2 exons. Gene Ontology annotation, molecular function: gap junction channel activity. Bases 214 to 1062 code for a protein of 282 amino acids.
CUUUCACCCCCCUUCUCCUCUCCUCUCUCCCUAGAGUAGAGUGGAUUGUUCCUGGGCAGCAGAGGAACGAUGAGCUUGGGGACCCUGUACCUAAUAUUUUCUUAUCUCCUCCUUCCUCUCUCUCUCCCUACUUCGAUCCAGGUCUCACCCCCUCUCUCCUCUGGUCUCUCCACAGGGUAGAGGUGUGUGUUCUGGGCCAGAGGAGCAGGAGAGAUGACCUGGGGGACCCUGUACACCCAGCUGGCUGGUGUGAACCGCCACUCCACCAGCCUGGGGAAGGUGUGGCUGUCUGUCCUCUUCAUCUUCCGUGUCACCGUGCUGGUCCUGGCGGCCGAAAGCGUCUGGGGGGACGAACAGAGUGACUUUGUCUGCAACACCCUGCAGCCGGGCUGCGAGAACGUCUGCUACGACCACUUCUUCCCUGUGUCCCACAUCAGGCUCUGGUGUCUGCAGCUUGUCUUCGUCUCCACGCCCGCUCUCCUCGUCGCCAUGUACGUGGCCUACCGUAAUCACGGCGACAAACGCCAGGUCCUGCAGCAGGGUUCAGUCGGGGGGCGUUGCCGCAGCGACAAGGCCCAGGCGGCCCAGGAGGCUGAGCUAGAGAGCCUGAGGAGGCGGAGGCUGCCAAUCGCCGGGCCGUUGUGGUGGACGUACGCCUGUAGUCUGGUCUUCCGCCUGCUGUUCGAGGGAGGCUUCAUGUAUGCUCUGUAUGUGUUGUACGACGGCUUCCAGAUGCCCAGGCUGGUCCAGUGUGACCAGUGGCCCUGUCCCAACGUGGUGGACUGCUUUGUCUCCCGCCCCACAGAAAAAACUAUCUUCACCGUUUUCAUGGCCGCCUCCUCCUGCGUCUGUAUGGCUCUCAACAUGGCCGAACUGGCCUACCUGGUCGCCAAGGCUAUCGCUCGGUGCCCGUCAUCACGGCGCAGAGGGGGGAAACAGAAAGGGAAGGGUGCAAACUGUUCCUCAACCUCUUCCAAAGACAAGACUCUGCAGCAGAACAAGAAGAAUGAGAAGUUGUUGUUGUCCUCUUCGUCUGGGUCCACCUGCAGCAAGGCGGUGUGAGGACGGGGGAGCUAUAGACAUAGCGUACAUAUGCACACCCAGACGUGCAAAACAUAAGUAGCCUACAGUACACACACAAACAAACCAAAUCAUAAAUAUGUGUAAACACUGUGUAGUCCACUCCAGACAUGCACAGAUCUCCUUCCCUGCUCAGUCACUGGAGUCACUAUGCCAUCUAGUGGCCAAUAUACACACAUGGCCACUGACCCAGGCCGACAGACAGGCCGACAGACAGACAGACAGUUUGUAUUGCUCCUAUGGAAUUGUGAUGAUGGUAAUGAAGAGAUAACAUUGUAAAUACACUGACAAUGGCAUUCGCAGAACCACAGUAGAGUACUACGCGUAACUCGUACUACGAGUUACGCAAUGACCUACAGAGGAUGUGUGUGUUUUAAAAACUUGUGAAAUAAAAAAUAUUAGAUA